AUGAAGUUCCCUCUGCUGCUGCAGGAGGCUAGCUUGCUUGGCGCCACAUGCUCUGAGGUGGCACUUGAUGGCAACGUGUCUGAUGUUGAGUCAGAUGCCGGGUCGGAUGCCACUGCCACCACCUUCAUGUCCCACCCGACCAGCUUAACCGCCGCUAGCGAGCUGCUGGCAGGAGGAGGAGCGCCAGGGCCGGUUGGCAGCAGGGGCGCCUUGGCAGCAGCAGCCGUUGGCAGCAGCAAUGGGACUGUUACCAAGCCACUCACAUUGGCCGGUGUGCACCAGUAUGUCACGUCACUGGCAGCGCUCCGGGGGCGGCUAAGGGACCUUGCGGGCCGCAGUCAGGCGUUGCAGGAGCAGCUGCACCUGCGUCUAGAGCCUGAGCAGAAGCGGCGGCAGCAGCAGCAUGUGCUGGCGGAGAUGACAGCUGAGACGGUGCACUGCCGGCAGCGGGCAGCAGAUUUGCAGGAGCAGCUGGGCGAGGUGAUUGCGGCGGCGGCAGCAUCCAAGAAGCUAGGCACGGUGCGAGCCCAGGCGCUGGUAACCACGCUCAAAGUGAUGCAGGCUGCCAGCCGCCGGAUCGGGGAGGCAGAGACAUCACUGCAGGGGGAGGCGGGGCGCGGCGCGCUUGUUGCGGUGCUGCGGGAGCUGGUGGCACGCCGCUGCCAAAUGGUGUGUCACCUAGGCUCUAUCUUUGAGCUUGGGCCCACAGCAGUGAGUAUACCAGAGGCGCCACCCGGCGGCUACUUGGAGGACCGGCUGGAGGAGCAGUGGGCGGGUGCAGCACCAACCAGCAGCAGCAGCAGCUUUGGGGCUGGGCCUGGCGCAGGACGGCCGCCUUGGAUCGUGGGCAGCUCAUUCGCGAGCGGCAUCAUCGACAACCCCAGCCAGUACAGGCAGGAGAUGCGGUUGUCCAUUGGGGGCCUGGAGCUCCGUCCUUCAGUGUGGCGCCGGGCAUUUGAGGAGGGGGCUGGGUACGACAGCGAUGCAUUGGAGGACCAAGCAGCGGGGGUUGUGCUGGGCUAUCUCGCGCAGAUGGUGGACCGCCUGGCCGCCUACCUGGACGUGCCGCUGCGCUACCCGCUAGCCUUCCGCGGCUCGCGGUCGGCAGUUCUAGACAGCUACCCGCCGGCAGGCUCCUGGGUGGGCGCGGCGGAGGAGGCCAGCGGUCGGCGGUCGCUGUUUGGGCGCAGCGAGGGACCGCCGCCUGGCGCUUCUGCCACCGCGCAGCACAUCAGCGAGUACCCUUUAUACUGCGACUCCGACCGCGACCGGCCCAGGUUUGCAGUCGGCGUCUUCCUGCUCAACAAGGACGUGAUCCAGCUGCUGCAAGCGCACGGCAUUUCCGCUGCGGGGCCAAACCAGCUUCUGCAGAACCUUUACAAGCUGCUUCUGGCAGCUCAGCGCGUGAGCCUUGGAGCGCUUGCAGUCCAGGCACUAGUCAACAAGCGAGGCCCAGAUGGCGUGGUGGGAGUCAUCCCGGGGGAGCAGAAGCACAGCGCCAGGCUGCUGAGCCUGUGCCAGCAGUGCCAUGAAAAUGACGAGGUGCUGGCGUGCAGCCUGCCCAGCGCCGACAUGGUGCUGGUCCCCCGCCUGCCCACCACCGCGGCUCAGGAUGGCCUCUAUUUCCUGGCCUAUGCCACCAACCUGCGUGCUGUGGAGCUGUGCGAGCGGCUGCGUCAGCAGAAGCAGGUUGCUUUGGUGCUGGACCUAGACAACACGCUGGUGGACGCCGUCAGCUGCAGCAUUGCGCCAAAUGACUGGUCGCUGCUGGACUGGCGCUACGUGCUUGUACACAACAGCUAUGGUCGCCAGAUCCAGGCGCAGUAUGCUCCGCUGCCGGGGCAUGAUGCCUUCUCGGAUGAGGUGUGGGUGAUGCACUGGAAGGUUGGCCGCAUCCACUGCACCUUCAAGGUCCGCAUCCGCCGUGGCUGGGCAGACCUACGGGAGUUUCUGGCGCAGAAUGCGGACCGUUUUGCGGUGUUUGUGUGCAGCAAGGGCAAGCGCGAGUACAUCCAGCUGCUGUGGCUGAUGCUGGACCCGCUGGGCCAGCUCAUCCCAGAGUCAGGCAGGUUGCAGCGUCGAGUGCAGCUGCAGCUCGCUGCAUAUUUGCUAAACUUGCGUCCCGGGCCGGCAGGGCAGGGCCCUCCAGGUGAUUGGGAUUCGCGGCUGACCUCCACCUUCCCCGAUACACUUACCCAAGCAGCCAACAAGACGGCGCUGACUGCGCUGGGCUGCUACGACAUUACAAAGCCGCACGUGCCCACCCAGCUGGCCGCACCCAUGAUGUGCCUGGACGACUCGACAGAGGCGUAUGAGCCGGAAUAUGCGCACAGCGUGAUGUAUGUGGAAGAGUACCGCCCUUCUGACCUGCUGCUGGCCGACAACGGCAACGUGCUGCGCCAGGCGUUCGGGCGGCUGGAGGCCUUUUGGACUACCACCUGUGCCAGCGAGGGCACCUUUGCAUGGCAGGCUGCGCAGAGCUUUGCCAUGGCGCUCAUGAAGACGAUGCAGCGGAAUCCCAUGGGCAGCCCCGAUGACCUGUCGUACCUGCAAGUGCGGUGCGCCAAGCAGGGCGAGGUGCUCUGGCACCAGUUCACUGUGCAGGAGGUGUUUGGCGAGGACGGGGUGUUCAUUGCCGACGACCCUGAGCGGGAUGUGCCCCGCCGCGGCUACGUCACGCCCGAAGCCCUACUCUGCGGCACCUGCCAGCUGCCCGAGUGCAAGCCUGGGUGCCCUAGCAGUGCGAUUGUGGCCGACACGGCAUCAGCAGAUGCCGAGGCACCCGCCCCGCGCCCAGCAGCAGUGACAGCUGGCCCCUUGGCGAUGGCUGUGGCGGCUGACGAAGCGGCGCUGAGCGAGGGGCGCAGCAGCGAAGACAGCGUCCUUCUGGGCCUGCCCUCGCCCAAGGACUCGGUGCUGCCUCUCGCGGUGCCGGAAGGGGCAACGCUGCAGCCCAUGCCUGCAGGGUCGGCAGCCAGCGGCGCCACCGAUAUGCUUAGCGGCGGCAACAGCCCUGCUGCAGAGCCGCGCGCCAAGCUGGCGCGGCUGGGCAGCUGGAGCGCCCAGGAGGCACACCAUGGCGGGGCAGGGCAGAAUGAGUCGGUGACGCAGCAGCAGCGCCCGACUGAGCAGCAGUCUGCAGCGGGCCCGGCAGUAGCCGACGCAGUGCCACGACCGCCAGGUCCCACUGAGUCGGCGCUGGCAGCGGUGCUGCGUGGCAUCAGCAAGGGACUGGCGGCUGAGAACGGCGACGAGGCUCUCAGCAGCAUGCCUGCCAGGCAGCCGCCGCUGCCCCGGCCAAGGGCCACCUCACCACCCUGGGUUCCAUCACCAGCCGCCAGCCGCCAGCCAGCAGCACAGCCUGGUAGUCUUGGCGGCGGCAACUCGUCGCUGGCAGCAGCCCUUGCCUCCAUCAGCAAAGGCUUGCUUGAGGAUGGUCUGCUGUGA
Messenger RNA from Chlorella variabilis, 3447 nucleotides. RefSeq lists its product as hypothetical. Gene Ontology annotation, cellular component: lytic vacuole; endosome. The record is from RefSeq and is a predicted model, not a curated record. The coding region runs from base 1 to 3447 and encodes 1148 amino acids. Lineage: Eukaryota; Viridiplantae; Chlorophyta; Trebouxiophyceae; Chlorellales; Chlorellaceae. The transcript has 19 exons. Gene Ontology annotation, molecular function: SNARE binding. Gene Ontology annotation, biological process: SNARE complex assembly.